AUGAGGACUUCAGUUGUGGUUCAUGCCACGGCCGCUGUGGAGAAGUCCAUCCACGAUUACACCGUCAAGGUCGGAUGGGAUCUUGUCGGCUCUGUUUUUUGCUUUCUCUCCCUCUCCUUGUCUUCAUAUACGCAUACGCAUUUUUUUUCUGCUGAUGAACGAGCUAUUUUGAUCAGGACAUCGACGGGAAGGAUGUGUCUCUUAGCAAAUUCAAGGGAAAAGUUCUAUUGGUCGUCAAUGUUGCUUCAAGAUGGUAAUACUUUGGUGCUUCCUGUUAUUAGUUAGCAGUGAGCUUUAAUCAUACUUAGAAAUCUUCUGUGUGUAUGGACUGUAUUCUCAUAGAAGCAAGUGUUUUUUUUCUCAAUGUCAGUGGCUUAACAACAUCCAAUUACAUGGAGCUUUCCCACAUCUACGAGAAGUACAAGACUCAAGGUAACAAACUCACUUUCAUUUUUUAUGAAAAUGAUGGGAAUUAAUUGACUAGUAGCGACACAUGCGACCAAACUUUAGGCUCGGAAGCUCAGCAAGGAUAUCAAUGGACAGGGUAUUAUUUUCAGGCUGUACUUGACCCUAACCAAACUACAGCCUAUAUACAUGUUGUCCAACUUAGUUGAAUUUGCGUUGUUUCUGUCGAUCCUAGUUCUAACCAUCAGAUUAGGGCCCCAAUCCAAGUCUAGCACUAACCAAGGUUGAACUCUAGGCUGUAAAUCCUUGCCUCAAAUGAUAAUCAACUGCCUGUAAUGGAAGUUGGGAUAGGUCAGGCCCUGUUUAAGUUGGGAAAUUUACACUGGGAUGCAGGACUAGCACACCCACAGAUUUAAUCCGAGGCAUGUUUUCAUUACAAACAUACGUAUACAUAUCAAUUAUAUCCAAAUGGGGAUUUGAGUCAAGCUAUACCAACCAAUUAGCGUUAAUCAUCCUGUUGCGAUCUAAACAAAACCUGGGCCAAAUGGUCAAUUUUGCAAAGUCAGAAUCACAGAAAUUUUCGCAUGAACAUCCUACAUGACAAAUGGGCUUCUAUUCUGUUGAAUGGGAUUUGUGGUAUUCCUUAAACAAGACUGAAACGUAUUAUGUUUUCGACCGAGGCAUUACCGACGUCAAAGGGAUUAUAUGCUUCUUAGGCAAGAUCUUCUUUUAAUUUUUUAAAUCCUGAAUAUUUAGAUAGAUGAACCAGACAUAAGAGCCUUGCCAAGCUAAGGUAUUCUAGUAAAUGUGCCCAUUAAACAUAUGGGCAGAGUGGAGAGCUAAGUCAAAUGUAAAAAUAUCCUUGAACCAGGAUGAGAUGUGUCCCUAGCUUUUCUUACUAAAAGAUAGACAAACAAAGCCCAUGGCUUUCUUACAUCUAUUAAAUCUGACGAAUUUUUUUUAUCUGAUUUUUGAGUAGAGAAGAGUUAUCUUCUCAAAUUAUAGAUGGUUUAUAAAGUGUCUUCUUCAAGAUUAUGAACGUUGAAGUGUAACGAGUUGCAAUGGAAAGGAUUAUUUACUUGAUUUAAAUGCAGGAUUUGAGAUUCUGGCAUUCCCUUGCAACCAGUUUGGGUUUCAGGAACCCGGGUCAAAUCAAGAGAUAAAACAGUUUGCUUGCACCAGGUUCAAAGCGGAAUUCCCUAUUUUCGACAAGGUAACCCUACCCUCCGAACAUUUUGAGAAGCAUGCACCGUCUAAUCUCAGACACUAUACCAUCCGUACAUUUAUAUUCACGUGCCAACAACCUUAUCAAUGCGCCGCUGUACUUCAGGUUGAUGUCAACGGGCCAUUCACAGCACCAGUCUACCAGUUUCUGAAGUCCAGUGCCGGUGGGUUCUUGGGUGAUCUCAUAAAGUGGAACUUUGAGAAAUUCUUGGUCAACAAAAAUGGCAAGGUUGUGGAGAGAUACCCGCCGACGACAUCACCUUUCCAGAUUGAGGUAGCCAUGCUCGACCCUGGCCAGGAAAUCAUUCCAAAAAGCUAUGUUCCUUAUAAUUUUUUAUUUUUCUGGCUCAAAACCAAGCAGAAAGCAUCAUCCCAGGCCCUCAAAUGAUCGCAAUCAGAAAAGAUGGAACCUACAGGCACAUCUGAGUACCUUAGAGGGUCUGAAAUCCGAGAUGAAAUUGGGUGUUAGCUAUCUCUUCAAGGAUCCCAUACGGGUAUCAUUAGUACGAAGGGGUCUGGGAUCAUCAGGAUCCGAACAAUCCAUGCGUCUCUUAACCUUCAAUCUUUGGGUAUUACACACACAUAAGACCACAAGACUGUGGAUAAAUAAAUAUACUGGCUCUGACUUUGGAUUGAAAUUCAUAUGAAUAUUGAAAUGGGAUCCCCACCAAUGAUAUGAAAUGCAUGAAGGGCAUCAUUUAAAUAUGAAAUUGCUCAACUUUGUAUGGAGCGGAGGGCCUUUCUCUUUCUUCAUCCAUCAUCUUGGCUGUGCUUCUAUUUUUCCAUUUUGGUGGAGCAUUCUAGUUUCUGACUCUCUGUUUCUUGCAGAAGGACAUCCGGAAGCUGAUUGCAGUGUGA
Messenger RNA from Spirodela intermedia, 2487 nucleotides. The record is from the annotation of a GenBank genome assembly. NCBI's taxonomy places the organism in Eukaryota, Viridiplantae, Streptophyta, Magnoliopsida, Alismatales, Araceae.